AACUUCUGUCAACAACUGGAAUGUAUUAGGAAGAAAUAUGGGCAAAUUAGGAGCCAGGGGGACAGUGCAACUUGGGAUACGGUAACUGGUGGCUCGGCCUGGCUCUUAACAGGACUCCUGGAGAACAUGCAGGAUGGAAAGAAGCAGGCCGAAGUCGCGGCACACUGCAAGCGCAGCAAUUGGGCGAAUGACGCCCAUGGGGACGCCAACAGAACUGCUUGCAAACUCGUCGCAGCGGGGCUGCAACAUAUUUCGAGCAUUCAGCGGACUUACAAGGACCCUGAUAAUGUAAACCCUUUCGACCAUCAGGACAUUCAUCAAUUCGUAUCUUGUUUAAUGUUAAACAUUGUUGUAAGAGAAAUGAAAAAAAGAAGUGUAAUUUGUGAUAUAGACGAAGGAAUAAAGGAGGGUUCCGGAGCAUGGAAAAGUAUUAAAGAAACUCAUUGCAAGAAUCAACCUUGCAUUCAGUGCAAUUUGGACGACUUCGAGAAAUAUGAUGAUUGUCCCAUUGGCAAUGGCCUAAACCGAAGUGUCAAUGUAAAGAAUAAAUUGACUUCAUUAAUUACUAAGGACAAUAAGACCAAAGUGGAAGGUACCCUCAAGGAAUUACUCAAAACAGACAAAUCCGACACACUAUGUCCCCGUCUCCAAUGUUUAGCAUCAAAAGUGAAGAUGGCGAACCAAGAG
This is a messenger RNA of Plasmodium knowlesi strain H, 687 nucleotides long. Its product is annotated as SICAvar, type I (fragment). The record is from RefSeq and is a predicted model, not a curated record. NCBI's taxonomy places the organism in Eukaryota, Apicomplexa, Aconoidasida, Haemosporida, Plasmodiidae. The annotation marks the transcript as partial. The transcript is spliced from 2 exons.